Messenger RNA from Mirounga angustirostris (Northern elephant seal), 4403 nucleotides. RefSeq names its product outer dynein arm docking complex subunit 1 (gene ODAD1). The coding region runs from base 240 to 2345 and encodes 701 amino acids. The record is from RefSeq and is a predicted model, not a curated record. Lineage: Eukaryota; Metazoa; Chordata; Mammalia; Carnivora; Phocidae. Gene Ontology annotation, biological process: cilium movement; outer dynein arm assembly. The transcript is spliced from 15 exons. Gene Ontology annotation, cellular component: axoneme.
GGCCCCCCAAUCCUUCGGUACCCAGCCGCCGAGGUUUCCUCUGCUCUUCGGGCUGCCCCGGCCCCUCCUCCCCAGCCUCCCCUCCCACGGCGCCUGCUGGAGGCCUCGGUCCCACCCCGGCCGCUGUCCUCAGGCCUCAUUGGCCCUUUAUCUCCCCAGUAACCAGGCCACAACAGUGAGCUUGGAGGACCUGGGACAGGUCAGGCACUCCAGCAGGAGCCCCUCCCGCUUUGGCCAAGAUGCCGUUGGGACACUCUGCAGGGAGCACCCGCUCGGAGGAUGGAAGCGAGGCCUUCCUGGAAGGAAUGGUGGAUUGGGAGCUGAGCAGACUACAGCGGCAAUGCAAAGUGAUGGAGGGGGAGAGGCGGGCCUACAGCAAGGAAGUCCACCAGCGCAUCAACAAGCAACUUGAGGAGAUCCAGCGCCUGGAGGGGUUGCGAGAUAAACUUAAGGUGCAGAUCAGCAUCGCCCAGAGCCAGGUCAAGCGGCUGCGGGACAGUGAGAGGCUGGAGAACAUGGGCCAGCUGCUCAAGUGCCGGCUCCAGGUCCAGGCCGAGGUCAAGGAGCUCCAGGAGCAGACCAGAGCCCUGGACAAGCAGAUCCAGGAGUGGGAGACCCGGAUCUUUGCCCAUAGUAAGGAUGUCAGGGCCCCAGGACUCAUCCUGGAUCAGAAAGUCAAGAUCCGGCAAAGGAUCAAGAUCCUAGAAGACCAGUUGGACAGGGUCACGUGUCGCUUUGACAUCCAGCUGGUGCGGAAUGCGGCGCUGAGGGAGGAACUGGAUCUCCUGCGCAUUGAGAGGAGCCGCUACCUGAACAUGGACCACAAGCUGCAGAAGGAAAUCGAGCUUCUGCGACACAUGGUCAGCUCCCUAAUGGUCUCCUCGGCAGCUGCCUACACUGUCAGGGAGGAGGCAAAGAGCAAGAUAGGCUUGCUGCGGGAGAGGGCGGAGAAGGAGGUGGCCCAGAACGACUCGGAGGUGCAGAUCCUGCAGCGGCAGAUCGCGCACCUGGAGCAGCUACACCGCUUCCUCAAGCUCAAGAACAACGAUCGGCUGCCCGACCCCGCGGUCGUCGAGAAGCGCGAGAGACGCGCCCGCGAGGUGGCCGAGGGCCUCCGGAAGACUUCCCAGGAGAAGCUGGUGAUGCGCUGUGAGGACGCCAUGAACAAACUGUCCCAGCUGACCGGGGAACGCGACCCGGACAUGCUGGUGGAGAAGUACCUGGAGAUGGAGGAGCGCAACUUCGCGGAGUUCACCUUCAUCAACGAGCAGAACUCGGAGCUGGAGCAUCUGCAGGAGGAGAUCAAGGAGAUGCAGGAGGCCUUGGCGAGCACGCGCACCAGCGAGGAUGACGUGCGCGCGCAGCAAGAGCAGCGGCGGAGGGACUUGCAGCAGCGAGCGGACGGGGUGCACGCCGAGGCCCUCCGGGUCGAGGCCAGCUUCCAGGACCUUCGGGGCCAGCUGGAGAAGCUCAAGGCGGACAUCCAGCAGCUCUUCACCAGGGCCCAGUGUGACAACACCAUCAUCAAGGACCUCCUGGGGGUCAAGACCCACAUGCGAGACCGGGACAUUGGCCUCUUCCUGGGCCUCAUCGAGAAGCGGCUGGUCGAGCUCCUGUCCGUGCAGGCCUACCUAGAUUUUCAGAACUACACCUCCCCGAGCUGGGUUAACACUGCCCUCCUGGUUCUGGGCCAGAGCCCUGAGGAUCUUCCAAAGAAGAUGGCCCUGCCUCAGCUCCCUGAGAACCAGGAGGACACCCCAGGCUUUGAGGCCAAAGAUGACGCUCCAAUGAGCGAGGAAGAGCUCCGGAGCCAAGUGACAAAGCUGCUGGAGGCUCGGGAGCUGGCUGAGGCCAUGAAGAAGGUCGAUAGCACCCCGAGCGUCCCCAGCCUCUCCAGUACCCAGAGGGUCAACUCCGGCUCACCCUCGGUGAUCGCCAAGAACCCCAGUAUCAUCCCCGCGUCCAUCCUGAGCCAGAGGACUAGUGGCAUCCUGGUGUCCAGUGGAGGCCAUGCCACUGGUUCCAAUGUCGGCCGUGUCACCUUUGGUGACCCCGGCUCCAGCACAGGCCACGUGACCUUUGGUUCCGUCAGCGCCAUGGGAGCACCGCUCUCCAGCCGGGGCUCAACGGGGGGCCGUGUGACCUUCAGAACCCCCAGCUCUAGUAGCUACCUGGGGUCCACUGGAUACGUGGGGUCCAGCGGCGUCCACGAAAGCCAUGCAGGUGCGGAGAGCAGAGGCAUGGAGUCAGAAUCAAGUGGAGGCCUCGGGUCCAGCAGAGGCCAAGUCUCGAGCCCUGGCCCCACCUCCAGCACCAACAGGGGCUCCACCACCAGCAAAGACUAGGGCGCCCACCCUGCCCGUGGCUCCUUGCUAGCCUUCUCGGCAUUUCUGCCUCGAGGUUUCCCCGUGACUCUCCACGGCUCUCUUGCGCCACAUUUGUCUGUGCCUGCCCUGCACCUGCCCUGCACCGUGUCCCCGUCUGUUUCCAUCCGCUCCUCGCCAUGUCCUCAGCUCUGUUUCCUGGUCCCUUUCUGUUCCCAACCCUCCUUUCCCUUCCUGUCUCCCAAUUUCCUGUUCUCCUGGCUUCCCAUUCAGCGUAUCUCUGUACUGGGUUCGCAUCUCUCCCCCCAGCUCUGCCCUAACCCCUCCGGCUGUCCCCCCUGACCACCUCCUGUUUCUGCUUCCUCACCUCUAAUCCCCACUCCUGCAUCUGUCUUCCAGGCUCUCCUUGUACCUCAUGUCCCUGUCUCUGUAGCUCCUCCUUCCUCACCCUCCCCAGGAGCCCCCAGUACUGAGCAGCGGGGGGAGAAUUGGAGCAAUGAUGUCAGGGUCAGCAUGAGCUGUGAGCAGAGGAAAUAAAGGUCAGAGCCUGAGUUUGACCCCAGCCUAGUUACAAGUGUGUAUGUGCGAGCAAGCUUGAGAUGUGGCUCUUUCCUCUACCUCCAGCCUGGAGAUGUAUGACCUUGUCCCUAUUCCCAUUCAUUCAUGCGUGCAUUCAUUCAUUCAUUCAUGCAUGCAUUCAUUUAAGAUUCAUUUAUUUAGAGAGACAGAGAAAGAGAGAGUGAGUGGGGGGAGGGGACAGAGAAUCUUCAAGCAGACUCCCCGAUGCGCAGGGAGACCGACGCUGGGCUGGAUCCCAUGACGCAUGAGCUCAUGACCUGAGCCGAAACCAAGAGUCAGAUGCUCAACCGACUGAGCCACUUGGGGGCCCCUAUUUCUUUUUUUUUUUUUAAGACCACCACAUUUUAGGCUCUACUGAAAACUAGGAUGUAUCAGUCAGGAUAGGCUGGGUUAUGCUCCAGUAACAAACAAGUCCAGGAUCUCAGUGGCCUCAUGCAGCAAAGGUUUAUUACUCGCCAGUGUUACUGGUCUUUUAUGGGUCACCUCAGGGCUCUGCUCCACAUCAUCCUUGUGACCCAGGCUGAGGGAACAGCAUCUCUCCGGAGCGCUGGCAAUUCUUUGGCACUGGGAAGAGAGAGAAAGUGGCGAAGCUGCAGUGACUCAUACAGCUUCUGCCUGGAUAUGAAACAUGUCACUUCCACUCGGCAUCUGUUGGCCCAAGCAGGUCAUUCAACGAUGCAUAACUUCAAAGGGGAGGGAUGGUGGGAAGUGCAGUCUGUCCAUGUGCCUGGAAGGAGAGAGGGAAAAGAAUAUUUGAGGACCUCCCUAACGCUGGGGUCACAGAGAUAAAGUAGACUGUCCCCUCCCCGCUGUGGGCUGGUUUGGGAGGGAGGGGGAUUAGAACACCGUGGGGCACUCUUUCGGGUCCUGCUGAAUGCCCUGUCUAAAUCUAAUAUGACCAAAUCCAGACAGAUACUCCAUCAUCCACCUUCCCAGUCAAGGAAGGUAAUACUCUGGGCCUCGUUCUCCUUAAAAUAGGUGGAUGAUUGUGCACACCUCAAAGACUUUUUGUGCGAAGAAAUGAAUUGGUCCACAUGAAGCCUUAGAAACAGUACCUGGCACAUAAUAUAAUGCUCAAAACUAUCUGUGAUCAUGUGUAUGAUGGUCCAUGAAGGGAAAUUGACAUAGUGCUUCUCACUUGUUCAGAUAACCCAGUCUUCCUCUCUCCUCACCUGGCCCUAUCAUCUGGGGAGGCCCCCCCAUUGCUACCUAUUUAACAACUGGCUUUUCAGGAAAAAGAAUGAAAACAAAAGCAAAAACCUUGAUUUGUAGUGCCUGCCCAGUCCCAAACUUUUUAAAAAUGGAAGUUGCCUUAAAAUUUUUGACAGCAAAAAAUCUCAGUUCCCAAUGAACAAAGCUAAUGCCUCAACAAUUUUAAAACUUUAACAACAAAAAGAAAAAAAAGUCUCCUUGGUACCAGUACAAAACCCUGAUCUAAAAAGAAGGCACUUUGGGGCGCCUGGGUGGCUCAGUCGUUAAGUGUCUGCCUUCGGCUCAGGU